AUGAUUCCGAGGCUACUUCGUCCCUUUGGGGGCGCCCGGCGCAGCCAGGAAGCAGGGACGACCGAGAGGCCGCCCUCGCCUGGCCCAGCCAGCCCCGAAUACGCCCGCCGCCAACAUGCCACCGCCGAUUUCACCGAGGCCGACGACGAUGACGAAGACGAUUCCAACGAUGAAGGCACCCCGCGUGCUUACGACCGACGACAGGACGGCCGUGGCGGAGACGGCCACGGGGACGACGACAACAGGGACGAGGAUGGCUCACAUCCUUAUUCGGGCAGGAAUCUUCUGCCUCUGUUCUCCGCCUCGCAUCUUGAUUCUCUGCCCGUCUACAGCAUAACCCAUGCUAUACGCAUCCUCGUCCAGGCCCGCACUGAGACCACGCUCACUUGGGAGCAGCUGAGAUCUCCGCAGGUCUCACAGUUCCUACUGAAGCCCAUGCAGCUUCAAAUCAGGACCCAGCACUUUUCCAAAGCCACGCUGUACGCCCUCAUGGCAAAUUGCCUUCAGUUCCAGAAGGAGGGUCACAUGUACCCAGGGAACGCGGGCGCCAGCAGCACCAGAGCCAAGGUUUGCGAGCUUCUGGCCAUCAAGUUGCUGAAGGAGUACUCCACCCGCGAGCUUAUCGACGCGCUGUCCUACGAUUUCUACCCUCUCCAGGGAUUACCGGGGGGCCAGACCCCAAUGGGGUUCCGUGAUAUGCCAGGCAGGUCCAAGUCUGUUGCCGCCAGGACCUCCACCCUCGAAGUCGCCAUCCGCGCCUCGGCCAAGCACUUUCUGGCCCACCCCCUGGUCGUGCAGCAGCUCGAGGCCAUCUGGAAUGGGGCUAUUGUCUUUUACUCGGCUGCAGAUGGCCUCCACCGGAUAUCUUUUCCCACACCGGGGCCCACCUAUGCUACCAAUACCGGACGCCGCCGGAGCCAGGCCGACGCCAGGACCCCGCUUCUUGGGGGAGUGCAAACGCCCAAGGAGAAUUCGAUAUCGCCUUUCGAUGUCGUAGUGGGCCGCCGGACCGUAUCGCUCUAUAACCCAAGGAAUGCGUCACUCUUCAAGCUCUCCAGGCUACGUGUGCCCCGAUACAGACAGUUCCUCUCGACGCUAUCCCUUGCCGUCCUGAUAGGCCUAUUCCUCGCCGUUCUGCAGCAGCGGUCGUCCAGGAUAUCGACCCUAGAGCUCGUCUUUUGGUUCUGGAGCGCUGGCUUCAUGCUAGACGAGCUCGUCGGCUUCAACGAGCAAGGAUUCUCGCUGUACAUCAUGAGCUUCUGGAACAUCUUCGACCUGGGAAUCCUGCUCUUGCUGAUAGUGUACUACUGCCUGCGGCUGUACGGGGUCUUUCUCAUCGACGCCACGAGGUGGAACGACCUGGCGUACGAUAUCCUAGCCGCCAAUGGCAUAUUGUUGUUGCCCCGCAUCUUCAGUGUCCUAGACCACUACCAGUACUUCUCACAGCUGCUGAUAGCUUUCCGUCUCAUGGCCCUGGAUCUGGCGGCCAUCUUGGUCUUGGUCAUGAUCUGCUGCAGCGGCUUCUUCGUCUUUUUCACCAUGUCGAAGAACAGCGGCGACAGUGCCGAGGUCGCCUUCAAGAUCUUCCAGAUUGUCAUGGGCUUCACCCCAGCUGCCUGGGAGGUCUGGGGGACCACUGAUGCGCUGGGGAAAGUUUUGAUGGGCUUUUUUCUCAUCAUUUGCCACUUUGUGAUUGUCACCAUCUUGAUCACAGUUCUUACUAACUCUUUCAUGACCAUUGCAUCAAACGCCAAAGAGGAGCACCAGUUCUUGUUCGCCAUCAACACAAUAUCCAUGGUCAAGAACGAUGCCCUCUUCUCGUACGUGGCUCCAGGAAACAUCUUGGCAUGGUUUCUUACGCCUCUGAGGUACUGCAUGCCCAUGCAGACGUUCGUUGCUCUCAAUCGUUACGUGAUAAAGUUGACGCACUUCCCCCUCCUCUUCCCCAUCUACUUCUACGAGCGAUUCCUCCUGGCCCCAUCCAUGUAUGCGCCGACGGACCUGGUGGAAAACCCAGGCCGUAGUCGCAGACAGGCAGUCUCUCUCGCCGAUCCGUCUAGCAGGGUUGCACUCUUCAGCCCCAACGUGCGGAACCGCGAGGAGUCCGUCGUAGGCUACCAGAAGGAUCACGCUUUGGAAGAGGUGUUUCGGAGGGUCCCUGAUAUGGGCACCUUGCGGACGCAGAGGAGAAACGAGCGCAAGAAAACACAGACAGCGAUCCGGCACUGGAUAGACCGGAAUGAGGGUUUUGCGGACAGGGUGAACAACUACUCGACGAUAGGCGACAAGGGAGGGAUGGAGUGGCAGAGACGGCUGAGCUUCGCUCGAGACAGGCCACCAAGGCGGUUUCCCAACAUCUCGGAGGUGCGGUCUGUCGCGAGUGAUCCUGCAGACAUGGUUUCGAACGCGCCAUAUCCGUUUGAUGGCCCAUUCAGCGACCAGGAGCACCACCAGGAGCAGGGUCACUUCAAAGAAACCACAGACGGCGACGGCGACGACGAGCUUGUCACCAAUGACGAGGACGAGGACGACAAGGCGACCAACAACCCCGCAAACUCCGAGGCAAUCGACGAGGACUAUUUCACGACUCCCGUAGCUACCAGGUUCGGCGUACUCGCUGGAAGCUCGCCCGAGUCUGUCGUUCGAGACAGGUUGCCUCACUCACCGAGACAACGCAGGGCACUCCACAGCCGUACCCUCUCGACAAAUACCAUCCUCUACAACCCGCAGGCCCAGGAGGCACAUGAGGGCAUUGCAUCGGCCCUGAGCUCGCCACCACGACAGCAGCCGCAGCGCUCGAGGCCGGCGAGCAACCGCCAGACUCCGGUGGCCACGCCAUCGGCUGGGCAGCAUUCGCCCAGGCGCUCCGUCUACCACGCUGCACGACCUCGGCCCAUAGUGACGCCGCGCGAGCUAGCGCACACGGCGCCCAGCAACCACAACCAAAGCAGCAACCGCGUCGGCAGCCUGUUCGGUCUUACGCUAGACACGCACGCGCGCCGGGCGCAGCGGCGGUUGUCGUCAUUCGACAUGCACCUCGACGGCAGCUCGGACGUGGCUAUCGGCGAUGGUGGUGGCGUCAGCGCGAACGAAGGGCGUGACCCGAGACGGGGUAGCGGUGGGCAGGACGGCGGGCUAGGGAGCGCGGUAGAUGACGAGGCGCUGCUGGGCGGGGUACCCAACAGCUUCGCGACCCAGAUGGCCAUGGCGACGGGCAUGAUAGGCCCCAUGGGCCCGGGCGGCCUGCGCGGAGCGGCAGCGGCCCACCAAGCGGCGGCGGCGGCAGAGCGCCGUGACAGCAGCGACCGGAUGAGCCGGCUGGUGCUGGCGCGCAUGAAAACACUCGAGGAAGGGUUCGCCGACGUGGUGCGCGAGAUGCGGGUCCUCCAGCGCUCUAGCGGGCACCCAAGCACGGCCUUUAACUCGGGCGACGAGGGCGGGUGGAGGGGCGGCGCCGGCGCCGGCCUGGCCACCACCAUCGAGGUCGCCGGCGGGCGCGAGAGGCGGCGGUACCAGCGCGCGUCGACGGGGGCCUACUACGGCCACGCCCACGGCGUCGUCGGCCACGCCCACGUGGGGUCGGCGGCGGUGGCGAGCCGCGCGAUGCGCCGCACGCAAAGCAGGCCCACGAGCCGGCAGAGCAUGCGGGAUGGGCGCGGAGGCGGCGGGAUCCCCAUCGACCGUAAGGGGAAGGGGAAGGAGGUUCGGACCCCGGCUGAUUACGACGACUCGGAUGACGACACGGGGUUUGAUGACAGCUUCACCAGGAGAGGGAGCUCGCUGUGA
This is a messenger RNA of Gaeumannomyces tritici R3-111a-1, 3786 nucleotides long. RefSeq lists its product as hypothetical. Lineage: Eukaryota; Fungi; Ascomycota; Sordariomycetes; Magnaporthales; Magnaporthaceae. The record is from RefSeq and is a predicted model, not a curated record. The transcript is spliced from 4 exons. The coding region runs from base 1 to 3786 and encodes 1261 amino acids.